GAUAAAGUCUGAAGAUCAAACAUUUGAUACUAAUGUUUUUCCUUCAGCCUUAUUUACUUAUGGUCUGAUGCAAAUCAGUAGUUCUUGAAUAAUCAGAUCAAAAGUCAGAAUAAUUCUCCUGAAGUUCCUGUUUUUCAGUGAUAAAACACAGAAACUGUUUCCUGAGUUCAGUCUUGGUUCCUGCAGAGGAAGAGGAGACGUUCUUCGCUGCUGGAUCUUCAUCUUAAAUCAUCGGCUGCAGUUUCUGAUUUUCUCUGAGCGUUUUCAGCCGUCAGUGAUGAAUAUCAACAUCCUGGGGACCAAAGUCCAUGUGCUCCUGGUGUUUGUUGGGGCUCUGUGUGUCCUGCUGCUGUUUGGGUGCAUUGGGGUAAUCUCUUGGGGCGGCUGGAAAAUGAACCAACAGGAUGAAGCUGUGGCUGAUUUAAAGAAUUUGAAGACUGAAAAUGAAAAAUCACAAAAUGAAACUAAGAAACUUAGCAGCCAAUUGGAGAACCUAAAUGAAACAUUACAGGAAGAAACUGAGAACCUCAGCAGCCAAUUGGAGAACCUAAAUGAAACAUUACAGGAAGAAACUGAGAAACUCAGCAGCCAAUUGGAGAACCUAAAUGAAAAAUCACAGCAUGAAACUGAGAACCUCAGCAGCCAAUUGGAGAACCUUAAUGAAACAUUACAGGGAGAAACUGAGAAACUCAUCAAAAAAGUGGAGAACCUAAAUGAAAAAUCACAGCAUGAAACUGAGAACCUCAGCAGCCAAUUGGAGAACCUUAAUGAAACAUUACAGGGAGAAACUGAGAAACUUAGCAGAAAAAUUGAGAACCUAAAUGAAAAAUCACAGCAUGAAACUGAGAACCUCAGCAGCCAAUUGGAGAACCUUAAUGAAACAUUACAGGGAGAAACUGAGAAACUCAUCAAAAAAGUGGAGAACCUAAAUGAAAAAUCACAGCAUGAAACUGAGAACCUCAGCAGCCAAUUGGAGAACCUUAAUGAAACAUUACAGGGAGAAACUGAGAAACUUAGCAGAAAAAUUGAGAACCUAAAUGAAAAAUCACAGAAUGAAACUGAGAAACUUAGCAGCCAAUUGGAGAACCUUAAUGAAACAUUACAGGGAGAAACUGAGAAACUCAGCAGAAAAAUUGAGAACCUAAAUGAAAAAUCACAGAAUGAAACUGAGAACCUCAGCCGGAUAAUCCUACUCAUCCUGAAAUUCAACCUUUAUCCAGUAGCUGAGCACUGCGACAGCAAAGAGUGUUUGCUGUGUCAGACAGGUUGGAUCUUCUUCAAUGAAUCAUGUUACUUUAUCAGUGGAUCCCAGGAUUCUUUGACCUGGGAUCAAAGUCGUCGGUUCUGUCAGUUAAAAUCUGCUGAUCUGAUUGUUAUUAAUAAUCAGCAGGAACAGGAAUUCAUUUAUUACAAAUUAAACACAAACACAUACUACUGGUUGGGGCUACAGAAUAAUGGGACCAACUGGGUUUGGAUUGACGGUCGUAUCGACACACUUGGGUUCUGGAACAGGAAUAACAAUUAUGAUUCAUAUGCAUUCAUGUAUCAAACUGGGUAUCCCACAGCGAGCUGGGGCUCAGGAUCAAACACAUACCAAUACCAAUACUGGAAUCAAUACUACUACACACACAUCUACCCCUCCCCCCUCUGUGAGCAGAAAGUCUUCAAAGUGUCUCUUAAUUAACUCUGUUGCUGUUUCCUCCUUUUUCUGCUGCAGUUUUUCCAGAUUAACAGAUUAGAGACAAAUCAGAUUUUCUCUUUCAUCUUUACCAUGAAUAUCUUUAGUCUUUACUUCUGUUGCCUUUUACUGUUUAUUCAUUACAGAUGAUGUUUUCACCUCUAUAAAUAUAUUUACUUUAGCAAAAAAAUCUCCAAGAACUCAAAAUGACUAAAAUGAUUAAUUUCACUCAUUAUAAUCUGAUCUAAGUUUUGAUAUUUUUCCAUAUUGUAAAUAUGCUUCAUUAGAGUGUGAUUAUUUGGUUGAUUUAUUUACUGAUACUGGAAAUUAAUAUUUACUAAAGACACUAUUGAAGUCUGUGUGGUCAAAAAUCCUCCACCUCAAAGAUUGGCUGUUCUUUACUAUAAUCAUGUUUGAUUCAGUCAAUAUCAAUAUAUUUUAUUAAUUUACUAAAGCAAUUAAUCAAAGUGUCAUUAAAGGUGCAGAAACCCACCAGAUGAAGGAUUUAAAAAAGAUUUUCAGAAAAUUAAAACAGAUUAUAUUUGAUUCAUUGACACAUUAAAUGAAAAUGAUUAAAACAUUUUUUAAUCCUACAAGUGAAUUCCUUCAAUGAAAGUUUGAUUUUUACAGAUUUUUAUCUUGACUUGAUUUUAGUUACAGUUAGAAACAUUGUUUUUAUGUUUGGGUUUUGUAAAAAGUGUAAACUUUGUUUUAUUCUUAAACAACAAUAUAAUCUUUGGCCUGGAUUGCAAAAUCAAAACCAAAACUGUUAAUGGCAAAAUUAUGCAAAUACAACUGUUCAUAGAUCAAUAAACUUUAGAUUCUAAUAAUAUUUAACACUGCAACUGGAAGACAUUUAAAUAUACAAACAAAACAAUAAAUAAAACAGAGACGUCCAAAAUUGUCCCUGAAAUAAAAGGUUGAGACGAAAGCAGCAGAAUGAAACGUCUGUCAUCCUGUUUUUGGUAGAAAGAGAGAAAGAAAAGAGAAAAACAAUAAAUCAUGCAGUUGGAAAUUAUUGAGCUCAUUUUUAUUUACUGUGCAUUUCAUUGAUUUAUUGCAUCAGGCCAAUUUGUAAAGGAAAAAUAUUUUAGAUGAAUUCUUUAUUCUAGUUGUGUCCCUUUGCUAAUGUUGCACCAGAAUUUCCUCUGUGGGACAAUAAAGGAUAUGUUUUCUUCUUAAUGUAAUAUAUUUUUUAUUUAAUACUUUUAUCAAACUUUUCUGUAUAGAAAACUUUUGCCUUUAUAUUUAAAAUCUGAAAAAUUGGAUUUCAUGGGGUCUUUGAUUAUUUACUAAAAUGUUUUUGUUUUUUCUGUCACUACAUGAUUGUAAUUAGUUGAUAGUUUAUAUUUUUGCCUGCUGCUGUUUGAGCUUCAUGAUAAUAUUGUUUAUCUACAAAUAAAGUGAAAUGCUGA
Messenger RNA from Xiphophorus hellerii (green swordtail), 3093 nucleotides. Its product is annotated as C-type lectin domain family 4 member F-like. The transcript has 6 exons. The record is from RefSeq and is a predicted model, not a curated record. The coding region runs from base 278 to 1684 and encodes 468 amino acids. NCBI's taxonomy places the organism in Eukaryota, Metazoa, Chordata, Actinopteri, Cyprinodontiformes, Poeciliidae.